This is a messenger RNA of Lichtheimia ornata, 1974 nucleotides long. RefSeq lists its product as uncharacterized. The coding region runs from base 1 to 1974 and encodes 657 amino acids. Lineage: Eukaryota; Fungi; Mucoromycota; Mucoromycetes; Mucorales; Lichtheimiaceae. The transcript is spliced from 7 exons. Gene Ontology annotation, cellular component: RQC complex. The record is from RefSeq and is a predicted model, not a curated record.
AUGUCUUCACGCGCACUACGACGACUCCAAAAGAAACAGGAGCUCGAGGAAUUGGAAGGAUCCGACGAAUCCGAUCAGGAAAUUACAACUGCUCCUCAACAAAACCUCUUCGAUUUGCUCAAUGAAGGAAAUGACGACGACAACGACGACGAAGAGGCCCAGGAAUCAGCCCCAGAAGAAGAACCAGCUGUAAGCCCUCCUCGUGUUGCUAGUCCACCACCACCAUCCAACAAGACAAAAAGCAACAACAAAAAGAAGAACAAGAAGAAGAACAAGAAGGGCAAGGCAAAGGUCACUGAUGUAUCAGAGAUGACCAUGGAAGAAUUGGAUCAAGCACUUAAAGAGGUGGCAGGUGACAGUUCUACGGCAGCAGCAGCAACAGCUGAUGAUAAUUUGGAGAAGAACACGCAUGAACGUCGUGAAUUCUUAUCGGUCAACUAUCGACAUUUGGAUGCUGAAGCCGAGAUGAAGCGGAUGUUUGGAUCGCGUGUCGUCAACAAGGAGAGCAGGACAGCAGGACGUGUGCUUAAGCGUUCCAAAAUGACGACUCCCAAGGUGGAUUGGCCACCGUACAAGAAGCAAGGUCUUUCGAUGGAAUUGCUCAAGACCACCAGCAAUCAGAUAUCGUAUUUUGCCUUUCAACAUGAUGAUGAAUAUCAAGAUGCCCAACUCGAGUUUUUGAAUGGUGUGGCGAUGCAUGAUCCCAAUGCUUUGAUGGCUUUAUUGGCACGUCAUCCUUAUCACAUUGAUUGCUUGUUGCAAGUAUCUGAAAUGGCCAAACAAAGUGGUGACUGGAGCGUCGCAGGCGAUUUCGUGGAGCGUGCAUUGUAUGCAUGUGAACGCGCUUUCCAUCCCCAUUUCACAUUCAGCUCAGGCACAGCACGUCUUUCUUAUCAACGUUCAGAGAAUCGUUCCUUUUUCUUGGCCAUCUUUCGACACAUUCAAUUCCUUGCACGUCGUGGUUGUUGGCGAACCGCCUUUGAAUUCAACAAGUUGCUCUUUAGUCUAGAUCCUGAAGGUGAUCCCUUGGGUGCAUUGUUGUCGUUGGAUUCUUAUGCAUUGAGUGCACGUGAAUAUGACUUUGUUGUACGCAUGGCAACAACUUGGAAGAAUGAUGGUACCAUGUAUCCGGUGGAUCUUACCUCCAUGCCCAACUUUGCAUUCUCAGCCGCUUAUGCUCAGUACAAAUUGUCAUCAUCCGGAGAGGAAGAGUUGCAACAGGCUGUCUUAAAGUUCCCCACCGUGUGUUCAAAGAUGCUUGAAAAACUUGGUGAACCAUUGGAUGAUGCGUCCUUUAUGAAGAGUUUACCUGAGCCAUACCUGGAAUUGCUAGAGACAUUGUUUGUUGAGCGAACACAUGAGUUAUUCAAGGAGCCUGAGGUAUUGGCAUGGUUCAAAAAGAAUGCAUUGGCAGUGUCAAAUCAAAUCAAAGAGGCAACGCGAUCACUGGCAUGCGAGCAACAUGGCGCUAUCCCUCUCAGUGUCUCUCGUCACGUGGUGCUUACCGAUAUCCAGACGCUUUUGGGCUUUUUACCUUCCUCAGUCACUGGAAGCAGUUAUCACAUGUAUGAUCCACUACCACCUUCCGACUCUAUUUCAGGAUACGAUAUCAACGAUCGGAUGCGUUCAGGAAGAGGGGGUGCAGCUGCAGCAGGAGAAGGCAAUGGCAACUUUUUCGAAAACAUACUAGAGACCCUGUUGGCAGGUCGCCGAUUACCAGCACAACGAAUGCAUGAAAUCCGCCAAUUGAUAGAACGUGAGAUGCAACAAGGGGGUCGUUUACCAGGUGCAUUUCCCGAAGAAGAGGGUGACGAUGAUGGUCAACCAGACAUGGAUGAGCAUUUAUUGGGUGCUGUGACACAAGAAGAUCUUGAAGUUCAACAACUUUUAGCGGAUAAUGUAGAACAAGCAUUGCAAGAACAGCAACAGCAAGAACAAAGACACCAUCAACAACAACAACCCCCUAACCCAUAA